UAAAAUUAACUUCGCAUUUUUAAAUUAAGUAAAAUUGAAUAAACAAAAAAGCAUGUCCACCGACGUUGAGCCUGCCACGACAGCUGAUAAGUUCUCCGCCAAUGCAGAAGAAUUGGAAAGCUACUAUUUAUUGCUGGAAUCGGGCACAAUACCAGACCUACAAUGGCAAUUCCCUGGCCGGCGUGCUCCAUCUCCAGAUGCCAGUACGAGUGGCAACAGCAAAGAGCUAGAAGUUGCCGCCGAAGCCGUGGAGCAAGAACCACAGAAAAACAAUGAUUUCGAUUUUAGCGAUGAUGUGGCGCCCACACAAAUGCGCGUCAGGAGUCAAACAUCCACACCAAAGUCGGCCAAGAAGAAGACGGCGAACUUUGCUGGUGUUUUGGAAACAUUGAAAAAGCAAAAACAGACAACAAAAACCGAUGGUUCCUAGCAGGAAUAUGGUGGGCAUAAUGGACAUUGGGCAAACACUUUGUGAGCAUUGCCUAACUGUUAAAUUAUUCCCAAAUUACGUUAGGCAUUCAAUAAGUUAUGUUAACUCCACAAUUAUUUUCAGCAUACAAUUUUAAGAGCAGAGUUUUAAUUCAAACAUAUAUAGCUCAUUCUCAAAAUUGUAAUAUUAGACUUAUUGAAAUAGACUAGACUAGAUCUUUUGUAUGAUAUUUUUAC
Drosophila busckii is the source of this 666-nucleotide messenger RNA. RefSeq lists its product as uncharacterized. NCBI's taxonomy places the organism in Eukaryota, Metazoa, Arthropoda, Insecta, Diptera, Drosophilidae. The coding region runs from base 53 to 430 and encodes 125 amino acids. The transcript has 2 exons. The record is from RefSeq and is a predicted model, not a curated record.